This is a messenger RNA of Priapulus caudatus, 1186 nucleotides long. RefSeq lists its product as uncharacterized. The transcript is spliced from 2 exons. The record is from RefSeq and is a predicted model, not a curated record. NCBI's taxonomy places the organism in Eukaryota, Metazoa, Priapulida, Priapulimorpha, Priapulimorphida, Priapulidae. The coding region runs from base 82 to 591 and encodes 169 amino acids.
GAGCCAAGUAAGAGGAGAGAAUAUAUCACUUGACCACCGGCGUACCAGCGUUUACCAGCAAAGCAAGCAAUCCUUCCAUCAAUGAUCACAAUGAAGUUGCUCAUCGUCUUUGCCCUGAUGGGUUACGUCUGCGCUGUGGAUGAAUACACUGCCGCCCCAGAGUUCCACACCACCGUCAUUCAGGGACCGCUGGCUGUAGCACGAGUAGCAGGAGAGGGUCAGAGGAGUGCCAGCAGCUCCUACGUUCGUGAGGGAUCCGCCGCCGGUGCCGACUACGCCCGCGAUGAAGCCCAGGCUGCCGAAACCGCCGCCAGGGCCCGUGGAUACCAGUAUGCUUACAGGAACGGAUACAGCUGGUACCAGCCGAAGAUCCUGUACGCUUACACCUACGAGCGUCCCAUCAUUGGUUACAGGAGCCAGGAUAUUGCUCUGCCUGCCAUCAAUACCAACAUACCGCAAGCUAACAUUGCUGUAGCGCCUGUUGUCUACCCCAGAAUCAAUGUAGCGACCCCCGUAGUACCAGCAUGCAGUGGCUACGGGUGCCGCCGUAAUGCUGGAUACGGACAAGCAAACUACGGAUAUUAUGCUUAGAACGCACAUCGAGUCUAACGACGGUAUAAUCAACUGAGUGUGAAACAAUUAUCUGUAAACAGAGGUAACAAUGUAAUAAUUGAACACUUAUUCAAUUUUCUAUAUAUUAUUAAAAUAAAUGAAGACCUGUGAAUAUCGCGCUUGCAUUAGAGCAAUGAACGUUCAAAUAUAUUUAUUCAAUGGUUCAACUGUUACGACUGAAAUCGUUUGUAAAUAAUAAAUAUGAUAACUACAAUAACAAUUGUGUUACGGGUGUUAUUUUGCUACCAUCACGAGACAAUUACAGCUUAUACGCAUACGUAUGCAACGCGAUACGUGGCGGCGAAACAUGGUAUAUAGUCUUUACAUAUGUUUUAGUAUCUUGCGUAGAAGAAUAUCUACCUUGUCUUGAUUCAUCUCUAUCCGCAACCAGACGUCGUUGCGCUUGUUUACAUCUAGAUGUCCAAUAAAAAACUUUUAACUUCAGAAAGAAUCCACAAUAUUUUCAGGCUUGACAGUUCGGCCAGCUCUGAAUUAUUUGACAUACAAUGACAUUCUUACACGAUAUGUAUUACUGUGUAAUAAAGUGUAAAUAAAGUGUUUGAAUUGAAUUGAA